This is a messenger RNA of Mugil cephalus (flathead mullet), 1700 nucleotides long. RefSeq names its product ubiquitin carboxyl-terminal esterase L1 (ubiquitin thiolesterase) (gene uchl1). The record is from RefSeq and is a predicted model, not a curated record. The transcript is spliced from 9 exons. Gene Ontology annotation, molecular function: cysteine-type deubiquitinase activity. Lineage: Eukaryota; Metazoa; Chordata; Actinopteri; Mugiliformes; Mugilidae. Gene Ontology annotation, biological process: ubiquitin-dependent protein catabolic process; protein deubiquitination. Gene Ontology annotation, cellular component: cytoplasm. The coding region runs from base 121 to 783 and encodes 220 amino acids.
GAUAUAAAUUCCGGGUGCGCUCGCUUAUCUCCAGCUGAAAGCUGCUGGACUCUGAGACUUGUGGACACCGAGGUCCGACACUGUUGAACCUGCCGAGUCACUGCCAAAAAACCUGCGAAAAUGGAGUGGACCCCGAUGGAGAUCAACCCCGAGAUGCUGAAUAAGAUGAUGAGCCACCUCGGUGUGGGGGAAAGCUGGCGCUUCGUUGACGUGCUGGGUCUGGAGGGCGAGCAGCUGUCCGACGUCCCGAAGCCAUGCUGUGCCUUGAUGCUGCUCUUCCCCCUGACGCAACAGCACGAGACUUUCAGGGCUCAGCAGGCCGACAAGAUUGUCGGAGGCUCCGAGGUCUAUUUCCUGAAGCAGACGGCAGUCAAUUCCUGUGGCACCAUCGCCCUGCUGCAUGCUGUGGCCAACAACAACGGCAAAUUGACUUUCGAUAGUGACUCUGCCUUGAAGAAGUUUCUAGAUGAGACUGCAAACAUGUCUCCUGAUGACCGUGCCAAACAUCUUGAGAAGAACAAGGCAAUUCAUGAGGCCCACAAUGAGGUUGCAGUGCAGGGCCAGUGUCGGCCCGAAGCUGACAAAGUCAACUUUCACUUUAUUGCCUUUGUCAACGUAAAGGGACAACUGUAUGAGUUUGAUGGAAGAAUGAACGGAGCAGUAAAGCACGGUGCUACCACAGAAGAUUCCUUCGUAAAGGACGCAGCCAAAGUGUGUUGUGGAUUCAUGGAGCGAGAGCAGGGUGAGGUGCGCUUCUCCGCGGUGGCCCUGUGUCAAAGCUAGACGCUCAGGAGGACCGCGAUGUUAAAAGUCUUGGAGCGUUCACAUGGCAAACACAAUCAGCAGGCGCCCAGAGAGGCCUGUGAGCACACACAUCUGCAGACACUAUGCACUAUAGAGCACACACGGUUUCCACACAUUUCUCUCUCUCUCAUCUCAUGAACAAAGCAUUCUUUAGCAUUCGCACAUGUACACAAUCAAAACCUUUUGUUCUGUAAACACUAACCGGUACAGGCUUGUUCAGAAAGCUUUAUGUGCAACAAUUUAGCUGUGAAAAUUGACCGAUCACACCGCUGCAUGUGUGCAUAUGUGUAUUUGUCUUUUUGCUACUUAUUUUUGUGCAUCUGUGUCAAACUCUUAAGAUGACGCUUAAAUGCCUCUUUAAUAAGACUCACUAGGUGGAAACUUGUUUGAGGAAACGUUUUCUUGUUUCUCUCGAUGCCUUUAGUUGCUCAGUAGUUGAGUCUUCUCCGGAAAAAGUCCCCGAGUGUAUCCGUAGGAAUAAUUUAACCAUUGUUCUGAUUAUGCUCGUAACCUUUUGAGUGGCGUUCUUGGGUGCCGUUAUGACGCUUUUUCUAACAAGCCGAGGUUUUGUUUGUUUGAGAUGUUUGAAUUUAAAACGACAGAGGAUAACAGUCGUCUUCUGUGUCAGGUUCCAAGAAACGAGAAGUAACGCACUUUAUUUGAACACUUUUUAGUUAACAAUCAACAGUCCGCCACACAGAAUCUGAACCCAAAAAAAAGGGACCAUCCAGUUAAAGAUUUACUGUCUGUUGAAUUGUUGUUGUGCAUUGCAGGGUGAUUAGUACGUCCAGGCGGUGUUCAAAUUGUUUAUCGUUCUGCACUUUCCAAAUUAUGUGUUGCUGUAGUUUUACUGGUAAUGCUGCUGUGGGAGUUCAAUAAAGCAACAGUUAAACUCA